Cyanidioschyzon merolae strain 10D is the source of this 1518-nucleotide messenger RNA. Its product is annotated as similar to glycosyltransferase. Gene Ontology annotation, biological process: protein O-linked glycosylation via mannose. Bases 1 to 1518 code for a protein of 505 amino acids. Lineage: Eukaryota; Rhodophyta; Bangiophyceae; Cyanidiales; Cyanidiaceae. Gene Ontology annotation, molecular function: glucuronosyltransferase activity; xylosyltransferase activity. The record is from RefSeq and is a predicted model, not a curated record. The transcript has a single exon.
AUGAUUCGCAGUACGGUACAAAACUAUGGUAGCGAGAGAGCGCUCCAUAAAGGCUGGUUGCCAGCGUGGCCUGACAGAGAAUAUCAGCAGCGCCGCGCAAGACGGACUGUGGGGCGUCGACGACUCCGCCUGCUGGGGCUCGCUGCGCUUAUCGCUCUUGUCUGCUGCGCGUUCUUUUUGGUCCGCUUCGUUCCUACUUUUAACUAUGCUCUUUUUAGGAGAAAGGUGUCCACAAACGGUGAUGCUUUGCGGGCGGUUUGGCUCGGAGACAGCGAUACCUUGCCACGAGGUCCACAACGAGAAUACUUUCGGUGCGUGCGCUCGCUUGCUCGCCUCAUGUACCUAUGUCGCUUAAUUGAUAACCCGCAUCAGCUUGCGGGCACGGAUCCACCGCUGACACUUCCCGCAUGUGAAGAGCUCGAAAACGCGCUUUAUGAGAGGUGUGCGGAGGCGCGACAGGCGCCCUCUCGAACGGUGCCGUCGCAAACAGCGCUGGCGCUGCGCACGCUUCCCUAUUUUGUCGCUGCAAGUGCACCGGCUCUGGAUACGUUGAAGCUAGAAAAUGUGCUGGGUCCGCAGAAGAUCCAGCGAUCACAUCGGGCACUCACUGAAAUCAACGUUUCGCUUGUGACCCAUGCAUCCCUCUCCAAGUUGUCUGAGUUGCGCCGGCUCACUGAGCACUGGCCAGCACCGAUAUCUUGCGCUCUGGUGCUCCCCGACGUCAGCCAAUCUCACCAGGUUCUGGACAUGUAUCCCAAGGGACGAUCUGAUCGCGUAGAUAUUCAUCUGCUGCUCGCCGACGACUACGAACGUCCGACGUACUACCCGUUCAACGCUGCGCGAAACCUAGCGCUCGAUAACGCCCGCACUGACUGGGUGUUCCUGGUGGAUGUCGAUUUUGUGCCGAGCCCGAACCUCGUGGAGAGCGUUCAGAGGACGCUUCGACGAUUCCCGGAGCUUCGCGAAGAGAUGCAACAACGUCGGGCCGUGCUGAUUGUACCCGCCUUUGAGAAGCUUCAGGCUCGGGAAGAGCAUCAGACAUCGUUGCCGGCGACACGCGCGGAACUUGUUGCGGAGACUCGCGCCGGUCGUAUUGUGCCCUUCCACGUAUCCUGGUACUGGCCGGGACACGGUCCAACGGAUUACAUUCGCUGGCUUGCUGACGCUAACGAAACAUCCGAACACGAGCCGCACAAGCCGUACCGCGUGCGCUAUCGCGACGGCUACGAACCGUACAUCGUGGCCUAUCGACAUGGUCUACCGCGAUACGAGGAUUCCUUCGUUGGUUACGGUUGGAACAAGCAGAGCUUCAUUAAGGAGCUCCAUUAUGCGGGCUACCGAAUGUAUGUUCUCCGAGACGGAUUCAUCAUUCACAUGAACCACGAAUACGCGAGCUGGAGAAACCAGCAGAAACACGAGAAUCUCCGAGCUUUGAAGUCGGCUAGAGCGUACCACGAACAGCUGCUUCGAACGCGGUACGGUAAGAGCGUUUCUUUUGAAGAGCGCUCCACCAGCUGA